AUGAGCACUGCGCAUACAUGCUUUCGCAGCGCCCUCACACAGGCAUUCCGGACCAACACUCGCGGGAUUGCUGCUUCCUGUUCUGUGGCCGCAUUUCUCGUUCCGACGCUCGCCAAACCCUCCAAGCGCACCUUUGCAAGUGGAAAACACCGUUCCAACCACGCACAGCCAUCCCUGUCUCUCCCGGAUACACAUGUCCACGAUGAAGCCGCUUCGACACGUCCAAGGAAGCCAAGAGAAGUCAUCACAUCGCAGAUACCCUGCCCGCAGCCAGAAGCUCGUGGUGACAUCAAAGCAUGGCUUGCUGUCCUUGAGCCCUUCCUCCCAGCCCACUUGCGACGAGAGCCUUCAGACAGCCCCGACAUAUCGGUGAGCUCAUUUGACCUUGCCUAUGUUCUCAAUUCGGCCCAAGCCGCCUCUGUGGAUAUUAUCAGCCACAUAGGGCUGGUUGAGGGUCGGUGGCAGACUGUGGUUUGGAUGGUCAAGAAGCUUGCAGAGGAUAGACAACACUCGGCCGAUACUGCUCCUCAGAUUCAACAGUACUCAGAUGUUAUGUGGCAGGGAUGCGAGUACCAGAGUAUGAAGGACCUGACCGAGAGGCCUCUGGUACUCCAGCGAAGCCCAUCAUCACAGAGGUCGAAGUUCCCUUUGGAUGCAGCAACUUCUGCUCCGGAGUCGAUCAGAUAUCGGAACGUCACGAUAAAGCGAGGGUUGGGGCAGCUAUGGAGGAGCCUGGGGAAUAUGAUCUUGACAGCCACGGAGCAAGGCAGUGCUGGGCAGGAGACCAUUAUGCCUCAUGUCUUGCAGGUGAUUGCAUAUUUGCAUCAUAUAGGUCUUAUCCCCGACUCGGUCUACACAUAUCGCCCCCAUGAAGACAAGCAUGCGCUGCAGCAACCUCCGACUAUCCAUAUGCUAUCAUCCCAGAUCCUUACGGCGCUGUCAGAUGCGACGUGGAAAGCGCAUGAGUCUUCAGUCAAGACAGCAAAGGAUCGGGCCAAUGCUCAAUACUUUCUUGGGCACGAAAUACCGGGAUCUCGUUACAAGGCCUACGUUACAGAAGUGACGCCAGAGCUAUGGCUGGAGCUUGUGCUUUGGUCCUGUCUACAUGGUGGGUGGGUAUUGGACGGAGUCUCCAUCUUGGAGCAAGUGGCAACUAAGAAAGGAGAGCAAGGGUGGGCACUCAUCAGCUGGCGGGAGAUUAUGGAACAAGAAGAACAAAAGAAGCCAAUGCCUACAAGGAGUUGGAGUCUGUUUCCAAUGUAUGAGGAUGCAUCAGCAAGCCCCGAGGACCGAGCACGAACACGCAAGACUAUAAGCGGCGAGGUGGUCACAGCAUUUGUAGACGGACUUGUAAACCAGUUGCGACUUGGAGUGGGCACCCGCGGCGCUAAUCCUGAGCAGGUGGUUUCGUCCAUCAAAACGCUGAAGACGCUUCUUGACGCCGACAACCUGAGUCUCGGAGCUAUGGCUUGGGACUCGAUCAUGGCGCGGCUAAUUGAGUCUGGUGGCUUUGUACCUGAGAAGCGACCUGAGGUUUUAUUACGCAUCUUUAAGCUUGCACCAGGAUUCGGAGCUGAAGUCGGCACUGCAAAUGCAGCUACUCAACGGAGUACUGAGAUCCCCUACUUCUUUGAGCCAACGACAUUACCAUUGAGCCUGUUGCACCGCACUAUGCGAGCAUUCAUCAAAAACGGAGACAUCAAUGGUGCCAUGGAAACCUUGUCGCUCCUCCAACGACACGCAGACGACAACAAGCAGAGAUCUGUGCAAGAGUUUUUCACGUUUUUGAGAAACAGUCCGCAGUUACGAAAGGAUGAGCCGUUUACGAGCAGGCUACCCCCUGUCAGCUUCCCAGCCUUUGACACCAAGCUUCCCGUGCCACUUCUAGCGCAGCUGCUAGACUUGGCGACAGAAUUGAAGAUGUUUGACUUUGGGCGAUGGCUACUCUUCUCCGGAGACCUGGACGGUCCGCUGAUUAGCCCUUUGCUGUAUGGCCAUCGCAACAUAUCAGCAUCGAUUGUGCGGUUUGGGACGUUGGCUGGGGAAAAUGAUUUGGUUCUCAAAGUGAUUCAAAAGGCUGGGAUAUGGAAUGAAAAGCAUCAACAGCAGCGAAUGCCGGCAGAGAUUCUGACGGCUCUGCUCUGUUGCCAGAUGAGGCUGGGGAGAUGGGAGGCAGUGCGGAGCAUGCAACAAUACGUGGAGCAAAGUGCCACGUUUAGACCUCGGCCCAUUAUCAUCUCAACCUUUGCAGCGGAGCUUCUCCGGACGUCGAGUGGUUCUGAAGAGAGCAGACGCGAAGCCCAAGAAAGCUUUACGGGGCUGCUGUUUGGAUGGGAACGCAUCAUCUUGCAGAACAUGCGGGAUGAGCUCAACUGCAUACUCUCCGUCAUGUCUACUGUAGAUGGUUACUGGAAAGAGUACUGCUCGCAGUUCUUGGCAUUCUCGGCGCGGCACGACAUCAAGCUUUCGACGGCCGACUUCAACCGGGUGGUAUGCGGUGUGCUUGAGGGCUACGGCAGUGUCAAGGGCAGGGCAAUUGUGGAAACGUGGUGCUACAAGCCACCCAAGCGGUUUGAGCCAUACAGAGCGCCGGGAGGACUGCCCAACAUGGCUCGGUACCGGGUGACUAGAGGCGGAGAGUAUGAGGAUCGUCCCGAGGACAUUGAGAUUGUGCAGCAGUCUGGGGCAAGGAUGAUACUGCAGGGACGGGUGCAUGCCAACCACGAGACGAUAUGGGCGAUUGUCCGAAAAGUGCAGGAGGAAGUAGCAGCCAAGGAGGAAAGUGGCGAGGGAUUGACAGAGGCCACGCGGACUGAAGCGCGGGAUACACUGAGGUGGGCGGUACGGCUGCUUUACUAUCUAGGGUUCGACUAUGAGGACAUUGCACGCGAUCUCGGUAGCCUCGUUGGGCUUGCAGAGCUCGAGACACGUGGGGGAAGUGAAGAAGCAGAAGGCGGCGAGUGCGAGCAGGGCGAGUGGUGA
Molecule: messenger RNA, 2982 nt
Organism: Bipolaris victoriae FI3
Lineage: Eukaryota; Fungi; Ascomycota; Dothideomycetes; Pleosporales; Pleosporaceae
Exons: 1
Coding region: 1-2982 (993 amino acids)
Source: RefSeq, a predicted model, not a curated record